UCUUUCAAAAUAUUCUCGAUUAUUGUACUAGUCUUUAUUUUUAUGUUUUUUUUUUAAAUCUAUAUUUUAAAUGUUAUCUUUUAAUAUGUUUUCUAAUAAAUAAAUUUUAUCUUUAAAAAACAUAUUUUUUUUAGAACCCCUAAUUAAGAAACUCACAUUGGACCGCUCAAAAUGAGAGUUUCUUAACUACAAUCCUUAACCCCACUUAAGUACAGUUAAAAUAUUAAAUAAUCACUAAAAAACCCUUUACGGAUAAUGGGAUAAUUAUGCUCUUAAAUACAUAUUGUUAAUCUUUUUUUUUUUUUUUUUUGUCAAAUACAUAUCGUUAAUCUAAAAACAUAGAUUUUUAGGAUAAAAAAGUUCCAACGCGGCGGCGGAGCCAUGGUUCUCAAGACUGAGCUUUGCCGAUUCAGUGGUCAGAAGAUUUACCCAGGCAGGGGGAUCAGAUUCAUCAGAGCUGACUCUCAGGUGUUUUUGUUGGUUAACUCGAAAUGUAAGCAUUACUUUCACAAUAAGUUGAAACCGUCGAAGCUUGCAUGGACCGCCAUGUACCGUAAACAACACAAAAAGGAUGCUGCACAAGAGGCUGUGAAAAGGAGGAGACGUGCAACCAAGAAGCCGUACUCUAGGUCUAUCGUUGGCGCUACUUUGGAGGUUAUUCAGAAGAAGCGUGCAGAGAAGCCUGAAGUUCGUGAUGCAGCCAGAGAAGCUGCCCUACGUGACAUUAAGGAGAGAAUCAAGAAGACCAAGGACGAGAAGAUGGCAAAGAAGGCCGAGUUUGCUUCCAAACAACAAAAAAUUAAGGGCAAUAUCCCCAAGGCUGCCGCUCCCAAGGCUGCAAAGUUGGGUGGUGGCAAACGUUGAAUUGUGUUGUAGACUUAAACCAAGAACAGGAGCAGACAUGACAUUCAUGUUACUUUUUGAAUCAAAGCUACAUUUCUGGACCAGUUUGACAUCUAGUUGAGUUGGCAUUGAACAGUUUCGGCUUUGUGGAUUAUAGGUUUAGGUCCAUAACUUUACGAUGGUAAAAAAAAAAACAGAGACAGUGAAAUCUAUAAGCUUUGUUUUUCGGAUAUUUGACGAUCAAGCUUUUGACAUAGACUUGAAACUGAGCGCCAAGUGCCAAGCCGGUGAAGACAAAACCUUACUUUCCUUUUGCCAUUUAUUAAUUUUUUUGUGGCAAUUAAUGUCAGGACUGUCAUUGUCUCCCAAUCUCCAUCGUGAAAA
This is a messenger RNA of Brassica napus (rape), 1227 nucleotides long. RefSeq names its product 60S ribosomal protein L24-1-like. The record is from RefSeq and is a predicted model, not a curated record. Bases 382 to 864 code for a protein of 160 amino acids. The transcript has 5 exons. Gene Ontology annotation, cellular component: cytosolic large ribosomal subunit. Gene Ontology annotation, biological process: cytoplasmic translation. Lineage: Eukaryota; Viridiplantae; Streptophyta; Magnoliopsida; Brassicales; Brassicaceae. Gene Ontology annotation, molecular function: structural constituent of ribosome; mRNA binding.